AUGGCCAAGUACGAUGCAGACAUGAACGCAUUCAUCGAUGCCGGCGGCGGUGUCAAGAGGAAGGCAGGCACGCAGGCUACGACGAAGGAUCCCGCUGCACCAAAAAAGCCGGUAGGGGGUGGGUUUGGUUGCUUCCUGGCGCAGAACAGGGCGGCUUUUUCGAAAGAUGUGAAAGGCCAGCCAGCCACAGCCGUUACCAAGCUUGCCUCCAAGAAAUGGAAGUAUCUCAGCGAGGACGAGAAGAAGGUCUACCAAGAGGAGUACGAAAUGAAGAAAGCCGGGUACGAACAGGCCAAGAAGCUGUAUGUCCGGCUAGCCACCGACAGGGAGGCUGAGAAGCAUGUGAAGAAGGUGCGGCUGGCCAUGGGGAAUAAGGAAGCAGCAAAGGGAACCGAGGAUGCCGAGAAGGCAGCUGCCAAGGAGAAGAGUGCCGAGAAGGAGAUCAAGGCCAAGGCUAAAGUGGCUAAAGCGGCAAAAGCCAAAGCUAAAGCCAAGGCAUCCCCCCGCGAAAGCAGAAGGCCAAGCAUGAAGGUGCUGCCAUUGGCGCCUUUUGACUGUUUCUACGCGCAGAUCCGGGCGGGUGCCAGGCUAUACAACUCUGUGCCAAUUUCAGCCAUCGGAAAAUCGGCAAGUUACAGAUGGGCGAUGCUCGGCGAGGACGGCCGCACGGCCUACCGAGAGGAGUAUGAAAGACAGAAAGCCGAGUACGAGGCCGUGAAGUCUGCAGAGCUGGCUGGCAUUGACCAGGAGGAGAUUGAGAAGCUUGGUGAGAUCCAAACCAGAUCCGCAUGCAUGAGGGCCUUCAUCGAUGCUGGUGAGAAGAAGGGCACCAAGAGGAAGGCAGACAAAGCAGUCACGAUGAAAGACCCCACAACACCAAAGAAGCCAGCAGAGGGUGCCCUUGGCAGUGGCUUCCCCGCACAGAACAGCGCAGCCUUUUCAGCAGAUGCCAUAGGCCACCAGCCACAGCUGCCACCCAGCCUGGCCCCUGGAAAGGACGCCCAGCAAGAGCAUGAGUAUGCCCCGCUACCCAGCGCCGAGAAGGAGGAGACGGAGAAGGCGCAGUCAACAGCCUGCGAUUCGCCUGCAUUGCCUCUGCCUGCAAUGCUUCUGCCUGCAGUGCCUUUGCCUGCAAUGCCUCCAAUCCUUCCGCUCGAAAUCGCAAAAUACGCAAAGCGAAGGGAGAAGGAGCGCUUGGAGAAAUUGGAAAACAAUCGCAGAGACCUGGAGCAUUAUAAGGGGAAGGCUCGGCGUGAGAGGGACAGACGAAGGGACUUGGAGAAAGAAGUGGAGCGCUACAAGAGGAAGGGUAAGCGCUUGGAGGAGGACGUGGAGCAUUACAAGAAAAAGGCCCGGCGUGAGAGGGACCAACGAAAGGACUUGGAAAACGAUGUGGGGCACUACAAGAGGAAGGCUACGCGCGAGAGGACCAAACGACGAGAUUUGGAGGACCGGCUGGAGGUGCUCUCUGUGCUGUAUCUGAGAGAAGGAUACAGGGUGCAGGCCUCUGCUGCAUGA
Symbiodinium sp. CCMP2592 is the source of this 1518-nucleotide messenger RNA. The record is from the annotation of a GenBank genome assembly. Lineage: Eukaryota; Dinophyceae; Suessiales; Symbiodiniaceae.